Messenger RNA from Caenorhabditis briggsae, 456 nucleotides. The transcript has 2 exons. NCBI's taxonomy places the organism in Eukaryota, Metazoa, Nematoda, Chromadorea, Rhabditida, Rhabditidae. The coding region runs from base 1 to 456 and encodes 151 amino acids. The record is from RefSeq and is a predicted model, not a curated record.
AUGAAAAGCUACAGCCCUGACGUUCCACUUGAAUCAAUGGCUUUGGAUAUGCAAGAGAAGAACAUUCCGACGGAGGACAACAAGUUCGAUGAGCUCACAUUGGCAAUCGGUGCAAGAUGCCACGCUAGAUGUCAGCUCGAAUUCGAAUUUGCAAAAGAGUGCAAUUUGGUGAUGAAGCCGCUUUCAAUGCUUGGAAAUAGGCUGAAUUCGGUAGGCGUGGACGGCUCAAAUUGGGAGAAAUUCGAGAAAGAUGUGCUGGUGCCCAUCUGCGCGCCAAUUCGAGAAUGCACACGAAAAGUGCAAGCCAAUGCAUUUGUUCUGGGGACUUUUGGCAUAAUAGUGAGAUGUCUCAACUGUUAUGAAAAGCUGAAGGAUUCUGUUUGCUUCUACAACCACUCGAUACUUAUUGAGAUGUAUGCUAGAUUCAGAAGAAGAGUGUUACGUGGAAAUCAAUAA